UAUAAGUAAGACACGCCGUCUUUCUCCGAUUUUUUCUUCUUCCGUCAUGAAAAAUGUUGAUAAAUUGAACUCAAUUCUACGAUAUUUGAAGAGAUAGACUGCUUCACACAACUUUAUCAAGACGCUUUACUUUCAUUCUUUCGUCGGACCUCAGAAAGGAGAACCUUGGCGAGGUAACUAUGUCACGCUCGGCUCUGAUCUAUAUAUACGGAGCUGUAGGCCUCGGUUUAGUAUGUACUUUGUCGGUUCCUAAUGGAGUCUCUGCCAAAACAUUGUUCAAGGUUUACUGGAAUUCAUCAAAUCCCAUCUUCCGAAUAGACAACACUGAUCACAUUAUUGAUGUAAACAAGGGAAAUAUACCUUUUGAAUAUGACCAAGUUAACAUCAUUUGUCCAGUUUACAGUCCAGGAACACAAGAAGAGGACGUGGAGAGAUAUAUAAUUUAUAAUGUUUCCAAGGAGGAAUAUGAUUCUUGUCGAAUCAACAACCCCAACUCCCGUGUUAUAGCCGUCUGUGAUAAGCCUCAUCAACUGAUGUACUUUACUAUUACUUUCCGUUCGUUUACCCCUCAGCCUGGAGGCCUGGAAUUCAAACCUGGUCAAGACUAUUAUUUUAUAUCGACAUCUGGUGGGGGACAUGAUCAACUUCACCAGCGUAUGGGUGGACGCUGUGCUACUCACAAUAUGAAGAUAAUCUUCAAAGUUUGCUGCGAUCCCUCGAAAAAGAGCACCACCACCACUACCACCAGCUCUACAAUGUCUAGUGUAACUUUUCCUGCCCUUAAACCUGUGCUUACACUCUCUAGCACAACCACAACGACCACCUCCACAGAACCAGUUUCCACCAACUCGGGUGUCAUCUUUCGGUGGUUUCCCCCAAAUUUCCCAUCUAAACCUCCAACCAUCAAAACUUUUGAAGUGCCAACUCGAGCGGACAAGAAAAAGACUAUUCCAAAGAAGAAGGGAGACAGAGACAAACUACCCAAUCAGACACGGGCGAAGAAUGAGGAAUUGGUUAACAACAUAGCGUCUGAUAACCGCAGGGCUCACGUGACUUCGACUAUGGUGUCGCUAGUGUUGUUACUUGUUAUAGUUCUUCAGACAAGGUGAACUGUGGAGGCUAAGGAUAACCAUACUCAAAAACUUUUCAGUCCUUUCGCUGUGUACAAACUGUACCAUAGUGCCCUGUAACAUAGACAUACAAAAUGGCUUCGGAAGCGACGCCAGUAGAUAUCUGGUCAGUGGACGUGUUAAGUUGUUUCAAAGGAGAACGUUUCUCUCCUUGUGCUAAUUACUAGAGCUUAGCCAUGAACUUAAUAGUUUGGUAUACUCUUCUAAAAGUGAGACGGUAGCUUAAGGUGAUACACAAGAACUCGACAACAUUUUUGUUUUUCAAAAAGUAAUAUGUCAUUGGUGGCAGUUACCUAACGGAACCACAGACUUCUGCUAUAAAUCACGAGUUUACUUAAACGUUAUACUUCUCUUCCACCUUUACUCCACUCUAUAUCGGAAGAUGUUUUGAAAGCAAAUCCACUGUACUUCAAUAUAAGCUGAUAUUCCAAACCCUUCAGUCCUUGUUUAAGAACAUAAGUCAUCUCCUUUGGACGACGCUAUUGUUCAAGCCGGGAAUAAUGAUUACAAACUCUUAACCGAAUAAGUAUUUCUAAUUUCAUGCUGUGCCACUAGAGAAAAGUUACUCGAGGUCGUGUGAAGGUUUGUAGUGUAGCAAGCCCUGUAUCAAUAUAUAUAUAUUACUGGUAUUGUGUAGGUAAAUAUUACAGGUUUAGUUGCUGUAGAAAUAACAGGCAUUGUUUCGGUGAUUGUUAAAUUGCUCUAAUUCCAUGAUUUGAAAAUAGUUUCUAGUAACAUGAAACAAUUGGUUGAAAUAAAACUAUUAGUAAAUAACCGUAACACUUAUUGUUUAAAGCACUACUGCAGUAAAUAAGCCCACUCUGAUAUUCUAUUUGCUAUCUCAAACUUACUGAUACUCUUAGUGUUUAAACAUCUAGCAUAAUGAUUCCUUUCAUAUAUUUUGGUCUGCCAGUUGUUAAAAAACAACAACCCAUUAGCAUUGAACUCAGCGAGUGAAACUGUUCAGUAAUCUGCCUUAACGUUUGAGACAAUUUUUCUUGAGGACGAUAAAACUUUUGUACGUUUAAUUUAACGCGUUAAGAACUCAACAUUGUAGGGAAAAGUAAUGCCACCAUCACUUGGCACACAGGAGUAUUUUUUUUUUUAAAUUUAGUUCAAUACUAACUGAGAUAGGAGUAGAAACAAUGUAAUCUGUGUUUACGUUAGGCAACAUAGCAAGAACAAAAGGUCUACCAGGCGGAAAGCCAAUUUCGUUAUGAAGGAUUAAUGUGCCAAAUAGUCGUCAGUUUUAUCUAGUGCACAGUGCCUUAAAGUGUAGUGAUCUCGUUUCAAGCAAUUUCGAGCCAUAUUCUACACCGUCUUGUCAAAUCUAGAUCAUGUAAUCGGCCAUAAAGAAAUGAGAAAGACGGAUUUAAUAUGUACGUCAGUUAAGCUGAUUUUAAUGUAAGAAACACUGCUGAUUAAGGUUUAUAGCUGUCAGAACUUUGAAAGAGAUAUUAUUUCGUCAUGUCCUUACAGUAUCGCUGUUAAAGUGCAUAAAGUGAUCACAUUUUUUAAAUAAUUCGUAAUUAAAAAAAAAAGAUCUGUUUCCACUAGAAAUUGAACCAAUUGCGUUUCUUUCUCUGUUUGUUUUCGUAAAUAAUAACCGUGUUAAAUUAUGUUCUUUAGGUUAUUUGCACAUUAUUGAACAACGUGUACACGUUUGAAUUAAGUUAUAAACAAAAUUCAUUUAUCCUGUAAAAGUUUAAGUCCAUAGACAUAACUGUGAAACUUCGACGUUGGUCGAUUAUGGAUCACACUUUCUGGUUACUGAUUCACUACCCAGGCUUCAGAUGUUCUUUUGUAAAUAGAGUAAUAGCAAACUACACAGACCACGUAACAGUAGACAAGGAUAGGACAGAUGUUUGUUGUAAGUAAUGUUCAAGCGUUAAAAGUGGUGGAAUUUUAUCCUUUAACGGCAGACAACUAUUUAAACAAUAGUUAAAUAAAAACGUAAACUCACAGAAAAGAAGAUUGUAAAUUGAAAGG
Molecule: messenger RNA, 3119 nt
Organism: Limulus polyphemus (Atlantic horseshoe crab)
Lineage: Eukaryota; Metazoa; Arthropoda; Merostomata; Xiphosura; Limulidae
Product: ephrin-B1-like
Exons: 6
Coding region: 180-1109 (309 amino acids)
Biological process (GO): axon guidance; ephrin receptor signaling pathway
Cellular component (GO): plasma membrane
Molecular function (GO): ephrin receptor binding
Source: RefSeq, a predicted model, not a curated record